AUGCUAAUAUUAAAACUUUUCUUUGUAAUUAUAUUCAUUAAUUCAACUGAUUCUGAAAAAUGUACCAUUCGGCCGUAUGAAGCCAAAGGUGAACCAUCACCAGGAAGCAAUGGAUACGUAAUUGAGAUUAACGGAACAAAUGAGAAAAAUCAAGAUUUGAGGCUCGGUUUCUUACCAGGAGAAGUUUAUAAAAUUUCCCUUCGUGGAUGGAGGACUCAAUACACUGUGAAAACAUUCAGAGGAUUUGUUGUGACGACCCGAUUUGAAGACAACACUCCAGCCGGAACUUGGCAGGUUAUCAAAGGUCAUGGCGAUGCUAGAAUUGCUCCAGGAUGCCGAUCUUCUGGCGUUAGCCAUGCCAAUCUUCGGUCGAAAACAUCUGCACACAUGAUGUGGAAAGCUCCUGAAGUUUCCAAAGGCUGUGUUAUAAUUCGCGCCUCGGUCAUCGAAACAAAGUAUGUGUGGUUCACGGAAGCAGAAGGACUUACAAUGAGGAUUUGCGCAAAACGUGGUGCUCAAAAGAUGAAACCAUCGGAUGAUCCGAAAGCCCAUUGUUGUGCUUGUGACAUUGCUGAAUACGAUCUAGAAUUCACCGGAAUCUGGAGCAAAGAAACACAUCCCAAAGAUUAUCCAACAUUGGAGCAUUUGACUCAUUUCACGGAUAUGCUGGGACUUGCUCAUUCUUCCAAUUAUACAUUGUGGAAGAUUGGAGAGAUUUCGACUGAUGGAAUGAAGGAAAUUGCGGAAUGGGGAAACACGUACAAAGGAGAGGAAGAAGCCAAAGCAAAAGCUGCCGAAAUCCGAAGUUUGAUGAAAAUCAAAGGAUUGUGGUUCCCUGAAGUUCAAGGAGUCACCAGAUCGAAAUUCGUUGUCAACAAGUACCAUCAUUUUGUUUCCCUCGCCACCAUGUUCGGACCUUCUCCUGAUUGGUGUGUUGGUCUCUCAUUCAUUAAUUUGUGUCUACCUGAUUGUACGUGGAUUGAUGAGCGAACUUUUGAACUUCAGCCAUUCGAUGCUGGAACCGAUUCGGGUCCAACUUAUAUGUCACCAAAUCAACCAACAGAACCAAGAGAACCUGUUCAUUGGAUUACCACCAAGCUCAAUCCAUUGAGUCCAUUCUACAGCGAAACCAGUGACACGAUCCCAACUCUAGCAAAAGUUGUCUUAAAAAGGAGAAAUGUAACAACAGCCAAUUGUCGUAGUGAUGAGGAAUAUCGUGCCGAAGCGCAUAACAUAACGAAUACAAGCGAAGACGAGGAAUACAAAGAUCGUCGCGAAUGCAUGAUGACGGAAUGGGAACCCUGGAGUUUAUGUUCAGCGACAUGUGGCAAAGGAAUCCGAAUUCGUAGUCGCGCCUAUGUUUUCCCAAUCAAAGCUCAAGUGUUCAAUUGUCAUCGCCAAACGAGCGAGAAACAAUUCUGUAAUGCAAAAAUCAACGAAUGUGCCGAUUCGGAAGCAUUCAGUUCCAAAUGUGCGGUCGGAUCAUGGGGACCGUGGGGCGACUGUGAUGUACAAUGUGGACAUGGAACACGAAAACGUACGAGAAGUUUCUUGAAUCCGGCCACAAAACCUGAGGAUUGUAAUAAUGUGGAGCUUGUGCGGAAAGAUAUCUGUGUCGGUGAGAACGGAGAAGAUUGUAACGUAACCCCAGAUCCUCUCUGCAAGACUACGUCUUGGUCUGACUGGUCGCCGUGUUCUGCAUCCUGUGACGAAGGUGUCAAAGUUAGAACAAGACUUUUCUAUUAUGCAGAACACGAGAAGAGAUGUCUUCAUGUGAACUUGCAAGAGAAGGACUCAUGCAUGCUUCAGUCCUGCCGCAGAUUCAUUGAAAUUAACUCUGAAGAAAUUUGCAAAGAGGAGAAAGCUGCCGGACAAUGCGGCGGAAGUUUCCCGAGAUAUUGGUACAACGAAAUAAGGAAUCAGUGCGAGCGGUUCAUUUACACCGGGUGCAAGGGCAAUCGCAAUCAAUUCGAAACUGAAGAGGAAUGCAAGCAGAUUUGUGUUCCCGGUUACGAAAAAAACAAAGCACUGGUUCCAAAUCAUCAAUUAUUCGAAGAAUUCGGUGAUUCGCAAGUGAGCGACGGCGGAAAGAAAUCAGACUGCGAGCUGAGCAAAUGGUCCGCUUGGGGAUCAUGCUCGGUGAGCUGUGGGCGUGGAAAGAAGAUGAGAACACGCGAGAUCAUCAAAUUGCCUAGAAACGGAGGUCUCGCAUGCAGCGGACACAUGAUUCAAGAACUCCAAUGCCGACUUCGACCAUGUCCGAUUCGACUUAAAUGCCAAGUUGGUCCCUGGUCACGUUGGACUCCAUGCUCUUCCUCUUGCGGAGAAGGAUACCAAACAAGAAGGCGAAGGGUCAUUCGCGCCAGAAACGAGGAUUGGGAAGAGAUUGAAUGUGCCGAAGCUGAAACAGAAACCCGCGAAUGUCGAGGACGCCAUAGUUGUUAA
Messenger RNA from Caenorhabditis bovis, 2445 nucleotides. The record is from the annotation of a GenBank genome assembly. NCBI's taxonomy places the organism in Eukaryota, Metazoa, Nematoda, Chromadorea, Rhabditida, Rhabditidae.